Zerene cesonia (dogface butterfly) is the source of this 1996-nucleotide messenger RNA. RefSeq names its product probable methylmalonate-semialdehyde dehydrogenase [acylating], mitochondrial. Gene Ontology annotation, biological process: thymine catabolic process; L-valine catabolic process. Lineage: Eukaryota; Metazoa; Arthropoda; Insecta; Lepidoptera; Pieridae. The record is from RefSeq and is a predicted model, not a curated record. Bases 308 to 1876 code for a protein of 522 amino acids. Gene Ontology annotation, cellular component: mitochondrion. Gene Ontology annotation, molecular function: methylmalonate-semialdehyde dehydrogenase (acylating, NAD+) activity; malonate-semialdehyde dehydrogenase (acetylating, [NAD(P)+]) activity. The transcript is spliced from 10 exons.
UAAUUAUCAUAGAAUUAUUUUAUGUACUAUUUUUAUGUUUAAAAAAUGUAGAAAUUGAAAAACAAAUUUUCCACAAUGCAGAAUAAUAUGUAUAAAGAAUCAGAAUUCUAGAAUUAUAGAGAUGGAAUUUAUUCGGAUAUGUAAACAUAGCUGUUGCUGACGACAAACGAGUCAGAAUAAUUUAGUUAAAUCAAUUCAAGCCGCAAGGUCACGAUAUCACUUUGUAAUUUAAUCAGUCGGCCAGGCCCCCCAAGUCACCUAACUACCGGCGCAAGAUUACUCUUGUUCAGCGAAAUAUUUCAUAACUAUGGCUUCUACAAUGUUAAAGUUACUCAAAUCAGAGUCACAAAUAUUUCUACGUAAAAACUAUAGCAGUGCUGCACCUACUACAAAAUUAUACAUUGACGGACAAUUUGUUGACUCUAAAACAAGCCAAUGGAUAGAACUGACUAACCCCGCUACCAAUGAAAUUAUUGGAAGAGUUCCAGAGACUACACAAGAUGAAUUGAAUACAGCUCUCAACGCAGCCAAAAAGGCAUACAAGUCAUGGAGCCAAAGUACUAUAAUGACACGUCAGCAACUUAUGUUCAAGUUUGCGCGUUUACUUCGAGAGAAUCAUGCCAAACUGGCCGCAAAAAUCACAGAAGAACAAGGGAAGACCAUUGCUGAUGCUGAAGGUGAUGUCCUUCGCGGAAUACAACUGGUGGAACAUUGCUGCAGUAUAACAUCUUUACAACUUGGUGACUGCAUCCAAAACAUUGCCAAAGAUAUGGACACACACAGCUAUAAAGUGCCACUAGGUGUUGUUGGUGGUGUUGCCGCAUUUAACUUCCCUGUUAUGAUUCCACUGUGGAUGUUCCCGCCGGCAAUCGUGACUGGUAACACUUGUCUAAUCAAGCCUUCAGAGCAAGACCCUGGAGCAACUGUCAUGAUGAUGGAACUGUUGCAAGAGGCUGGAGCGCCACCUGGUGUUGUUAAUGUUGUCCAUGGUACUCACGACACGGUGAACUUCUUCUGCGACCAUCCCGACAUCAAAGCGGUUUCAUUUGUAGGAGGAGAUGCUGCCGGCAAACAUAUCUAUUCUAGAGCUUCUGCUGCGGGCAAACGCGUGCAAAGCAACAUGGGCGCGAAGAACCACGGCGUGAUAAUGCCGGACGCGAACAAGGAGCACACGCUGAACCAGCUCGCCGGCGCCGCGUUCGGCGCGGCGGGCCAGCGCUGCAUGGCGCUCAGCACCGCCGUCUUUGUGGGUGAGGCGAAAGAGUGGAUUCCUGAUUUAGUCGAACGUGCAAAGGCUCUGAAAGUAAAUGCAGGCCAUGUUCCCGGUACCGAUGUUGGACCCGUUAUAUCUGUGAAGGCCAAGGAAAGAAUUUUGAAACUUAUUGAAUCAGGUGUGAAAGACGGUGCUCAAUUAGUUCUCGAUGGCCGAGGUGUAAAGGUGCCCGGUUUCGAAAAGGGUAACUUCGUCGGUCCAUCCAUUCUGACACAUGUCAACCCUAACAUGGAAUGUUACAAGGAGGAAAUAUUCGGCCCAGUUCUAGUUUGCCUCUUUGUCGACACUCUUGAUGAAGCCAUUCAAUUGAUCAACGCAAAUCCCUAUGGAAAUGGUACCGCUGUCUUCACUACAAACGGAGCUACAGCUAGGAAGUUUGCCUCAGAAAUCGAUGUCGGACAAGUCGGUGUCAAUGUGCCCAUUCCUGUCCCAUUAUCUAUGUUCUCUUUCACGGGAACUCGUGGAAGUUUCCUGGGAACUAACCACUUCUGUGGCAAGCAAGGACUCGAUUUCUACACUGAAUUGAAAACGGUCGUAUCUUUCUGGAGGCAAAGCGAUGUAUCCCACACGAAGGCAGCCGUGUCUAUGCCAACUCAACAAUAAAAUGCAUAAUGUAAUACAUUUGUAAUACGAAUUACUUCCGACUAGGUGUAAGAAAUAGUGUUCAGAGCAUUUUGUCUAAGAAAAAGUGUCAUAAAGCAUUUAUAAAUGUUUGUUUUUUUU